Molecule: messenger RNA, 840 nt
Organism: Prorocentrum cordatum
Lineage: Eukaryota; Dinophyceae; Prorocentrales; Prorocentraceae
Source: the annotation of a GenBank genome assembly
AUGUUGAUCGCGCAGUACUUGGAGAUGAUAGGUGGCAGCAAGACGUCCUCGUUGGACUCCGUGGAGCUGCCCUGCUCGGGUGGCAGAGACGGAGACGAUCUGGAUCCCUACCAGGCUUCGAUCAACCCGAGGUGCCACCCGUACUUCAUUGCGAAGCACGCCGCCGUGGUCAUCGGCAAGCUGUGCAAGGAGUGGUACGGCUACGCGCCAGAGAUACGGGUCAUGGACGCCGGCGCCGAGCCCUUCCCCUUCGUGCCCCGCUACCUCUUCUACAUCCUCUCGGAGCUCCUGAAGAACUCGGUGAGGGCGACGGUCGAGUGCAACGCGGGCCGCGACGGCGGCGCGGGGGAGCAGCCCAGAUACCUGGAGCCCGUCUCGGUCGUGGUCUGCGGCGGCGAGGGCACGGCCAGCAUACGCGUGUCGGACGAGGGCGGCGGCAUCCCGGUCGACGCCCUGAACCACGUGUGGUCCUACCUCUACACGACGGCCGAGCCCAUCGAGGUGCCCUACACCAGGGACGCCGUCGACGCGCCGACGGACCUCCGCCGGCUGGAGACCGGCUCGAUCCCCGCCGCCGCCUCUGCAGGGAACGGCUGGGGCAGCCUGGCGGAGCCCGACCACGAGGAUCACAGUCUUCUCCUGCGCUCCCCGCUGGCUGGCCUGGGCUGCGGCCUCCCGCUCACCCGCCUCUACGCGGAGUACCUCGGUGGCGAAGUGAAGCUUCACACAUUGCCACGCUUCGGCACGGAUGUGUUCGUCUAUCUCUCGCGCCUCGAGCAUCUUCCUAGUGACCGACCGCUCGCGCGUCUGUCGACUUUGCAGGAUCCUGGCGAGAGAUAA